CGGUUGUCUUGAAAAGUAUCUGAGUAUCAACUUAAAAGAUAUACCUAACUGUGCGUUGGUUCCGUGGCGUAGAAGAGACACAAAGUUUAUUUUGAUAUCGAAUUUGACAUUUCGAGCCGGUGCGGUAUUCUAGACUUUUUAUACGCGCGAAAAAAGCUUAUUUGCCGUUUUCCAUUGCGUCAAAAUUAAGUCACGAAGUUAAACUUUGCUCAAACUUGCUUGGGUUCUGGUUCUGGAGCACCUGGUGAUGGUUUGGUCUUUGCGGCAGCGGCGGUUUAGCUCAAUGGCAGCUUGGAUGAUCACAGGUCUAUGUCUUGCUUUGGUGGCACUCGUUGAAUCUCAAGGUAUCCAAACAAUUCCGGCAACUGCUUAUGUAAAAUCACUUUCGAAAAAUAUAAAAUUGCUAUGUCGGAGUGACAAACCAAUCGAUGCUUGCAGUGUCAAAAUUCCCGGUGUCGUUGGUAAUCAGGACAUUCAUAGCCUUCCUGAUGGAAUUAACUACUACGGUGAAAGUUUGCAUAGAGGUGACUGUGGUAUUGAAUUCGCAACUUUCAAAUCAUCUAACGAAGGGAAAUUCUUUUGCAAUUUAACCAUUGGAAAAGAGCUAUUUCAAUCAGCUAUCGAUAUUAUUAUACCGAUUACACCGGAACCAACUGAAAUUGAAUUGGGACGCAAUACUGUAAUUGAACAAGGAGGAUUGGCACCGAAUCAAACAUUGGCGAUAAAAUGCAUAUCCCAGGACGCCAUCCCGCAGGCCAAUCUAAGUUGGUUUUUAGAUGACGAACAAAUCGACAGCAGUUUCCUGGGACCAUUACAAACAAGCAUAACAGUUGACAAAAAAGGAAGAAAACUAUUGACCGUGCAGCAAGAACUGCACUAUUUCAUUACCGCAGCCGAUUGCGGAAAGAAAAUUGUUUGUAAGGCCGAACAUUUUGCUAUUAGUAAAGGUUACUAUCGGGCUUUCUUACCACUGAAUAUUCGAAUUCCUCCUCAACCUAUUCCGAGCAUAUACAUUGGUGAAGGCUCUCAUGCGAUAGUAAACGUUACAAUCAAAUCAAAUCCCCGACCGAAGACUAGUUGGAAAGUCAAUGGAUUGACAAUAGAUGAGGGCCUUACGGUGGGACCUUAUCAAGCUUAUAUCCCCAAAGAUAUGGACCACGGAGAUUAUUUAAUUCUAUUAAAGAUCAACGAGCCAACAGAGCAAACAGAAAUAUUUGAGCUGACUGCUAGCAACGAUCUCGGUUCACAAACAUAUGUUAUUAAAGGACGCAAAUACGAGGAAAAUGAGAUUGUUACCCCUGCUAGUAAAAAUGGGGCCGUAUUCUGGCUAAUUAGCAUAUGGACGUUUUUCUGCUCUGCAAUAGUGACUUGUGCGUUGCGAAAUCCUUCGGUUGCCUGAACUAAUAAUCCAAAGUUUCUAAACCGGUUCAUUCCAUACUCAAAUUGGGACCCAUAACUUGUAAAAGAUAAUGGGAGAACCGAUUUCAGCAUUGAAUGAACCGAAGUAAACAGUAUUUUUUACAAGUAAUGACUUACUUAUUUCGCUAAGCGAUGUUCUUUGAUUUGUGCUACAGAAAAUAAUUCAAAACUGGUAAUUAUUACAGGAUGUUAAUGCACAGCCCAUUACAAAUGUGGAUAAUCCGUACAGAGAACUAAUUUUGUAGUUUAAGUGCUUAUUUAUUGAACGAAACUGCAUUUAUUUAAAUUUACGGUAGUGUGAUAAUGAGCGUGAUUAACUCGCCAAACGGAAAAGAUUUCGUCGACUUUUAUAAGAA
Molecule: messenger RNA, 1775 nt
Organism: Sabethes cyaneus
Lineage: Eukaryota; Metazoa; Arthropoda; Insecta; Diptera; Culicidae
Product: fasciclin-3-like
Exons: 5
Coding region: 248-1399 (383 amino acids)
Source: RefSeq, a predicted model, not a curated record